AAAACAAAAUAAUAACUCAACUUCAAGUGAUACAGAAACAGACUCCAGAAAUUUAAGCAAUCCAAAAUCAGGGUGUCCACUAACAGGACCAACUACUUUGCGAGCACAUCUUGCUAAUAGCUGUAAAAAUAUUUCUGAGGAAUGGAAACACCAUUUUAAUUAUAUUUUAGUCAACAAUUUGGAAGAUAUUCCAACUGAUGAACCUCUUUAUGGCAUGCCAAAUACUACUUCAUUUUUAGUUAAACAAAAAAAAGCAAAAUUAACUAAUUGGUUUGAUUCUGUCAGAAUCGAGCCAUCUAAACAAUCAAUAAUUGAUGAAGCUAUUGCAUUAGCCUUUAUUAUGUGUGGUAUUCCUUUUUGUGUAAUUGAUAAUCCUUUUUUUGUAAAUGCUCUAAAACUUCUUAAUCCCGGUUAUGAA
Dentiscutata erythropus is the source of this 418-nucleotide messenger RNA. The record is from the annotation of a GenBank genome assembly. Lineage: Eukaryota; Fungi; Glomeromycota; Glomeromycetes; Diversisporales; Gigasporaceae.